Moesziomyces antarcticus is the source of this 480-nucleotide messenger RNA. RefSeq lists its product as uncharacterized. The transcript has 2 exons. Bases 1 to 480 code for a protein of 159 amino acids. Lineage: Eukaryota; Fungi; Basidiomycota; Ustilaginomycetes; Ustilaginales; Ustilaginaceae. The record is from RefSeq and is a predicted model, not a curated record.
AUGGCGAGCUCGCGUGCAUGCGGGCUGUGGUGGACUUGGGCGGGCGAGAUGCUGCCCCUGGGCGGCAAUCUCGCCUCCAAGGCCAAACUGCCUUCCGAGAGCACCGAGGAAGCGCAGUGUUCGUCUCCACCGACAUCUAUCCCCUUUUGCACCUCCGAUUCAGUAUCGAUGGCAAGGGCGUGUGACUUUGGCAUGGCCGAUGUCCGCUCUUGCGUCUCCAAGCUCGCCGUCCAUCUCUUCUCCGGCGCACAGGAUGCUGUAACCCAACUGCAUAGCACCGGUCAAACCGCAUCCAUGCCAUUUCGGCUGACAUCCUUCCCGCCGCCCGAACACGCCGAUCGAAGAUGGCGACUCGCUGUCUUAGGCAGUCCCGCGGGCGCCAGUACCGUCAAGUGUGAGACCUUCUUCCGCGUUGCGCUGGAUUAUCAGCCCCUACCGUCGUUCCUGCACAGCACGGGCGUCAGCAGAAGUGCGUCUUGA